This is a messenger RNA of Apis florea (little honeybee), 1678 nucleotides long. Its product is annotated as carboxypeptidase Q. NCBI's taxonomy places the organism in Eukaryota, Metazoa, Arthropoda, Insecta, Hymenoptera, Apidae. Gene Ontology annotation, molecular function: metallodipeptidase activity. Gene Ontology annotation, biological process: peptide catabolic process; proteolysis. The record is from RefSeq and is a predicted model, not a curated record.
AUGAAAUAUCCAAUAAAUUACAAUUAUAAGGAAUUAUAAUAGAAAUUAGUUUUAUGUAAUAUUAAUAGAGUGUAUUAUUGAUCAAAUAAUUGUAAAAUGGAACAAAUAAAUCUAAUGAUUAUAUGAUUUUAAUAGUGAACAAAUUUGUAUUUAAUUUUUUUAAGAUUUUGAGUGCGAAAAAUAAUUUUGAAAAUUAAUAUUUAAGAAAUUACACGACAACAUGUUGCUAUCCACGAAGCUUCUAAUUGCUGUAUGGCUCCUCCGAUUAUCAAUAUUAGCAGCGGGUAAUCGCGAAGUUGAGAGUGUUAUUUCAUGUCAACUACCGCAAAGCUUGUUACACGAAAUAGAUUCCUACGAGCCAGUAGUUCGUGCCAUAAUGAACGAAGCCUUGAAUGGAUCGUUCAAAGGAACCACGUGGAACGAAUUAGCUUAUUUUACUGACAAGUUUGGUCCUAGACCAACCGGAUCUGAGGAGUUGGAACGUUCCAUCGACUACGUGCUGAAUAAAUCCAUCGAGUAUGGAUUAGAGAACGUCCACGGUGAACCUGUUACCGUGCCACAUUGGGUCAGAGGAAGAGAAUCUGCAACCCUUUUGAAACCGAGGCAAAAGAAUAUUGCUAUUCUGGGAUUAGGCACCAGCGUCGGCACCCCACCCGAAGGAAUAACCGCGGAGGCCAUCGUUGUGGACAGUUUCGAGGAAUUGGACAGCAGAAAACAUGAAGUACCUGGAAAGAUCGUCGUUUAUAACCAGAAAUUUGUUUCAUACGGUGAAACUGUGAAGUAUCGAAGGAAUGGAGCGACGCAAGCCUCGAAAUAUGGGGCUGUCGCUGCUUUAGUUAGAUCAGUUACGCCAUAUUCGUUGUACACUCCCCAUACGGGUUAUCAAGAGUACGGUGAGAAUGUGACUAAGAUUCCAGUGGCCUCCAUCACUGUCGAAGAUGCUACUUUGUUGAGAAGAAUGGCGAACAGAGGUGAAGUGCUCGAAAUCAAUCUGAAAAUGGAAGCGAAAAAUCUGCCAUCCACAGUAUCGCGAAAUGUAAUUGCCGAUUUGCAAGGUUCUGCAAAUCCUGAAAAGAUUGUCGUUGUUUCUGGCCAUAUCGAUAGUUGGGAUGUUGGCCAAGGAGCAAUGGACGAUGGUGGUGGUGCAUUCGUUUCGUGGCAAGCUGUGAAACUAUUGAAACAUCUUAAUUACAGACCACGACGAACAAUAAGAUUGAUCAUGUGGACAGCAGAAGAAAUGGGAUACAUAGGAGCUUUGGAUUUCAUCAAGAUUCAUAAAUCUGAACAAAAUAAUUUACAAUUUGUAAUGGAAUCGGAUGCAGGCACGUUCGCGCCUUUAGGCAUUGAAUAUACCGGUACAGAUGUAGUUGGAUGCAUCUUACAAAGGAUUAUGACUCUCUUCUCUCCUGUGGAAAAUAUGACAGUUCGUAGUCCCAACCAAGGACCCGAUAUUUCUACUUGGGUAAACGAAGGCGUACCAGGAGGUUCUAUCUGGACUCAAAACGAUAAGUACUUUUAUUAUCAUCACUCGAACGCUGAUAAUAUGUUGGUCGAGGAUCCAGAAGCUCUUGACAAAGGAACAGCCUUUUUUGCUGCAGUGUCAUACGUUCUUGCCGAUCUUAGUUUAGAUUUACCACGACACAAAUGAUGAAAUUGUUAAUAAUGAAAAAAAUUUAUA